CAAUAAAAUUCGCGAUUACGACACUUGACCCCUUCAUACAUUACACGGCUUAACCGUAACAAUGUGCUCAUCGCGCAGAUAAAACUAGCACCCGGCGAUGUCUCCAGUCGUGACUGCCUUAGUUUCGUCCAGCAGUCGUUCUUGUUAUUCAUCGACCCGGCAGGUCUGUCUGAAGUCUUAACCGACGCAAACAUGGCAGAGGAGCCAGCAGGCAGAGGAGCGUCAUCCGCCAGUCCGCCUGGGUUUGGAGGUUUUCCCUUCCCGGUACCGCAGCAGGACGGCUCCGGGAAAGGACAUGAGCAAAGUGGGGAGGUAAAAAAGAAGCCGUGUCGAGCCUGUACGGACUUUAAGUCCUGGAUGAAACUGCAGAAGCAGCAGAGCACAGCAGCUACUGCACAGCAGAAGCAUGGUCCAGAAACAGAGCACCCAGAUCCUCAGUGCCCACUGGACAGAGAGGAGUUGGGACGGAGCACAUGGUCGUUCCUGCACACCAUGGCGGCGUACUACCCCGACCGUCCGUCUUCCACCCAGCAACAAGACAUGGGGCAGUUAAUUAACCUCUUCUCCAAGUUCUACCCCUGUGAAGAGUGUGCAGAAGAUCUCAGGAGCAGGCUGAAGAGCAAUCGUCCGGAUACGAGCAGCCGCCACGCUCUCUCCCAGUGGCUCUGCCGCCUUCACAACCAGGUCAACGUUCGGCUGGGGAAGCCCGAGUUCGACUGCUCGCUGGUGGACGAGAGGUGGAGAGACGGCUGGAAGGACGGCUCCUGUGACUGAGUGUGUGUGAGGCAGACGAACCUGAGGACAGGACCUGCAAAGACGCUAAUAUGAAGGAGCAGUGAAUGACCAAUUCUACACCUUUUGUUGUUUUGUGUUUAGUUUGUGUGACAAGUGUAAUUCUAAAAUAAAAAAAAUAAAAAAACAAUAAAAGACAUGUAAA
This is a messenger RNA of Poeciliopsis prolifica (blackstripe livebearer), 937 nucleotides long. RefSeq names its product growth factor, augmenter of liver regeneration (ERV1 homolog, S. cerevisiae) (gene gfer). Lineage: Eukaryota; Metazoa; Chordata; Actinopteri; Cyprinodontiformes; Poeciliidae. Gene Ontology annotation, biological process: liver development. Gene Ontology annotation, molecular function: flavin-dependent sulfhydryl oxidase activity; flavin adenine dinucleotide binding. The coding region runs from base 193 to 774 and encodes 193 amino acids. The record is from RefSeq and is a predicted model, not a curated record. The transcript is spliced from 3 exons. Gene Ontology annotation, cellular component: mitochondrion.